AUGGGUGGGCGUAUCGAUUGCUAUCUGGACAUUGUGUCCUUCUACAGCUAUACUGGCUUCAUCGAGCUACGACGGAGCAUGAGCGAACUGGCUGCUCAUAAUGUCCAAGUCAAUUUCAUCCCCGUCUUCUUGGGCGGCAUCAUGAGCGAAUCAGGAAACAAACCCCCUUGGGUCCUCCCUGCAAAGUCGAGAUAUCUGACCAAAGAUUCUCGUCGCUCUGCAGAACGCCUUGCGGCUUCUUAUCAAGGCUCACCACCUGACCUCCUCGCCAUCGCAAAGACCAUCUCGCCUCUCCGUGCUCUGCACUACAUCAAGGAAAACUAUCCAGAGGCCACUUUUCUCGCAGCUGUGCGGUUUCUUUUCCACAAGAUCUGGCUACCUCCUCAUGUCAACCUCGCCGAGGACGCGAAUCUUAUUGCAGCACUCAAGGAAGCGACCGAUGAGCUCGACGGGGGCAGUGACAGCAAGUUGUUCUCCGAUGAGGAUAUUGAAAAGAUCAUGAAGGGCCGUGAGAGUAUGAAAGAGAGAGUGAAGGAGGUGACUGGCUUUGCGCUCAAGAAAGGUGCUUUCGGAGCGCCUUGGUUGAUUGUGACGAAUGCAGAUGGCAAGUCGGAGGCUUUUUUUGGAAGUGACAGGUUCAACCAUAUUUAUAGGUUCUUGGGAGUUCCUUUCCAGGACGUCCAGAUCUUGCCUCCUUCAAAGUUGUAA
This is a messenger RNA of Fusarium pseudograminearum CS3096, 708 nucleotides long. RefSeq lists its product as uncharacterized. Bases 1 to 708 code for a protein of 235 amino acids. Gene Ontology annotation, molecular function: glutathione peroxidase activity; glutathione transferase activity. The record is from RefSeq and is a predicted model, not a curated record. NCBI's taxonomy places the organism in Eukaryota, Fungi, Ascomycota, Sordariomycetes, Hypocreales, Nectriaceae. Gene Ontology annotation, cellular component: mitochondrion; peroxisome. Gene Ontology annotation, biological process: glutathione metabolic process. The transcript has 5 exons.